AUGGGCCGCCGAGAGGAGGACGGCCGCCUGCCCCCCCCGCCGCCAAACACCGAGCAACCCUCCACUCCCAAACGGCCCCGCGCACGAUGCACCGCACCGCGCACCACCGACAUCCUUACCAACAAAGCGAAGCCACACCCCCCGACCCGGUGGGCAUCCCAGAGGGGUCCCACGACGCCCGCAACCAGCCCACAACAGACACACAUGAACCCCGGCCGCAGGCACGACCACCCAUGCACCCCCCCUGGACGACGCAACCACACCAAGCGCCAUGGCCAACCACCGAAACCCGGCACCAAAAGACGAGGCAUGCCCCGACACCCUUGGCUUGUGGCAACUCAAACCCCUCCUACCCGUCAAUAUAUCAUUGUUGAUGAGCUGAAGAACUGGGCUGGAGCUCAGAGCUACUGCAGAGACCAUCACACUGACCUGGCAACCUUGGAGAACAUGGAGGAUGUGAGGAUGCUGGCUGACCUGGGAGCCUCUCUGGCUAACAGCUCUGAGGUCUGGAUCGGAUUGUAUGCAGAUAUGAACUGGACGUGGUCCAUCUCGGAUGGGGAUCAGCAGGAGGAGAAGCAGUUCUGGAACUGGUACACUGCAGAACCGAACAAUGAGUUUGGAAGAGAGAGCUGUGCUGCCAUUGACAUUGAUGGGUCCUAUUAUGACGUCCCCUGCUCUCUGACCUUAGGGACGCUCUGCGUUGAAGAAAAGGAGACUCGCAAGUUUCAGUACAACAACCAAGAAAGGACCUGGAGCGAAGCCCAGAGCUACUGCAGGGAGCGCUACACAGACCUGGCCAACAUAAGAGACACCUCUGAAAACCAGAGGAUCAAGAACUUGAUCACACGGCCAGUCUGGAUGGGUCUGUACCGAGACCCCUGGAAGUGGGUGGAGGGAAGGAAGUCCUCCUUCAGGUUCUGGAACAUCUUUAACCCUGAUAGCAGGAAGAAUGAAUGUGCUGCUGCCAACUUUGGAAAUGGUGGGAAGUGGGAGAAAUGGAGCUGUGCUGAGAAGAAAGCCUUCAUCUGUUCUGCUGUUCCGUCCUCUAAGCAGAUAGUGAAACUGAAGCUCCUCUUCUCCUCAUCUGCGGCUCAGAAUCAGCCUGCUGUUCUGGACGAGCUGCUCAGGAAGCUGAAGCAGAAGCUGCAGGACGAUGGCGUGAGAGGAGACCUGAAGCUGAGCUGGAGGAAACAACCAGAUGGACGGGUCCUCAAGAAGGACAAGAAGAAGAAAGACGAACUUUAAGCUGGAGUCUUUUUUUUUAAAGGGUUUCUGGGUACAGAUCUGUAGGAAAUAGAUGAAACCAUAUUAGAAAUUAGUUCCAGAUUUCAACAGAAACUGUUAAAGGAGGAAACAUCGAACCGUAUGUCAGACUUAAAGAUCUGCUAGGAGAAGGAGG
Cyprinodon tularosa is the source of this 1399-nucleotide messenger RNA. Its product is annotated as macrophage mannose receptor 1-like. The transcript is spliced from 6 exons. Bases 1 to 1245 code for a protein of 414 amino acids. NCBI's taxonomy places the organism in Eukaryota, Metazoa, Chordata, Actinopteri, Cyprinodontiformes, Cyprinodontidae. The record is from RefSeq and is a predicted model, not a curated record.